GUGGGCGCUUUCCUCCGCGUCGCCCAUCGCAGUGCUCCGUGCCUGUACUCGUGGUCGCCGGAACCGCCGAAACAGAGCUAUAAAGGAGCCUGGAGUGCCUUUGGUCCGACAUCGAUGGCGUCGAAUUACAUCCAGCUGGAGAAGCUCGGUGAAGGGACAUAUGCGACCGUAUACAAGGGAAGAUCGAAAACGACGAGCGAGAUCGUUGCUCUGAAAGAAAUCCACCUCGACGCCGAAGAGGGCACCCCCUCAACAGCCAUCCGCGAAAUCUCGCUGCUCAAAGAGCUGAAGCACGUGAACAUUCUGCGCCUGCACGACGUUAUCCAUUCCGAGACGAAGCUCACGCUUGUCUUUGAGUUUUGCGACUCGGACUUGAAGAAGUACAUGGACCAGCAUGGCACGCGUGGCGCGCUCGAGCCGACAAUUGUUCGUAACUUCAUGUUCCAGAUUCUCAAAGGCACGCAUUUCUGCCACGAAAACCAAGUCUUGCACCGCGACCUCAAGCCGCAGAACCUGCUCAUUAACCGCAAAGGCGAAUUGAAGCUCGGGGACUUUGGUCUCGCACGGGCAUUUGGGGUGCCUGUCAACACAUUUUCGAACGAGGUUGUGACAUUGUGGUACCGAGCGCCCGAUGUCCUGCUGGGGUCCCGCACCUACAGUACAUCGAUCGACAUCUGGAGCUGUGGCUGCAUUUUUGCCGAGAUGAUAACGGGGGUGCCGCUCUUCCGCGGCAAGGACAAUAACGACCAGCUGCUUCAUAUAAUGAAGAUAAUCGGCACUCCCUCGCACCAACAAUUCGCAAAGAUGCUGCAGGACUCCCCGGAAAUAGUCCUCAAAGAAUUUGCAGUCUUUCCGAAGAUGAAUUGGAUGCAGGUCCUACCUAAAGCCUCUCCAUUAGCACUCGAUCUCCUUGACCGGUUGCUAAAAUUCGACCCCGCGGAACGCAUUUCUGCAGCGGAGGCACUGACACAUCCCUACUUCACCGACCCUGGUGCUUCCCUCGCAGCCCCAAAUCCGCCCAUGUCAAUGGGGCCUCCGUCAUUCAAUUUUCCCCAUCCCGUACAAGCCCAAGCCCGAAGACAACAGCAACAAUAUGCCGCCGCACCUCAGCAGCACUACCAACAACAAGCAUAUGGACAGAUGCCUCCCCCUUCCAUGUUCCCUCAACGACAACAAGCUGCUCCCCAAUCUCAGAGCCAGUAUUAUGGCCAGUAUAGUCAGCAGCAGCAACAACAACACCAAUAUGGGCAAGGGUCGAUGCCGAUGUAG
Molecule: messenger RNA, 1269 nt
Organism: Mycena indigotica
Lineage: Eukaryota; Fungi; Basidiomycota; Agaricomycetes; Agaricales; Mycenaceae
Product: Protein kinase domain-containing protein
Exons: 5
Coding region: 115-1269 (384 amino acids)
Biological process (GO): protein phosphorylation
Cellular component (GO): cytoplasm; nucleus
Molecular function (GO): ATP binding; cyclin-dependent protein serine/threonine kinase activity
Source: RefSeq, a predicted model, not a curated record